Messenger RNA from Coffea eugenioides, 2501 nucleotides. RefSeq names its product rop guanine nucleotide exchange factor 7-like. Bases 210 to 2270 code for a protein of 686 amino acids. The record is from RefSeq and is a predicted model, not a curated record. Gene Ontology annotation, molecular function: guanyl-nucleotide exchange factor activity. Lineage: Eukaryota; Viridiplantae; Streptophyta; Magnoliopsida; Gentianales; Rubiaceae. The transcript is spliced from 7 exons.
UUACUACCAUAUAUCAUGCGCUUCGACCCUUUGAGACCGAGAAGGAGCAGCCUCCUGCUAUAAUCAUUGCCAACUUCACUCCUCUACUCAAGACUCAUCCCCACACAAAACAGAUUUCGUUUUAUUUUUAUUUUCUUUUUCUUUUUCUCGGUUUUUACAAGGUUUUACUUUUACCCCUGAGAAUCAAACAUGGUUGGAGUUGCUACCUUAUGGAUAGAGCUCUCUCAAGCCAAGAGGAAAAAGAGGCCAAUGUACGAUAUCAGCCACAGCUCAAGCAUUAUGCAUUUCUAAAGCAGUCCACAAGAAGGUCAAGAAAGAAGAACCCAUUUUUUCUACUCAAGUAUUGGGCUUCAAAAUCACUGAGUAAUUUGCAUGUUAGACCUAAAAUGUCCAGCUCAUUCCGCAGUGAACGUUUUCAUUUUAAUGGGAUGGUAGUCAACAACUCUGUUUAUUGUGCUUCACCUUGCUCAUCUGAGGGCAAGAUGGAUUCUUCACCGGAGAAGAGGGAGGAAAUGGGAAAUGGAAAUUAUGGGUUUUGUGACAAUGACCGUAUAGCUGUGGAGGAGUCUGGGGAAAGUAGUUCAAGUUCAUGUUUUCUGGCGUCAGAAGUAACUCUGAACGAUGAAGAACAUAGUACUGAGGAUUCCUCUUCGCCGCCUUCAAUGAUUUGGCCUAUUCAGAAGGAUGAACCACCGCAUUAUGCCAGUUCUCAUGUUUCUGAAGAUGCGCACAAACCCCAUUCUGACACCAGGAAGUUAGAGAAACAAGGGUCAUCACUAUCAGAGACUGAAAUGAUGAAAGAAAGAUUUGCCAAAUUGCUGCUCGGGGAGGAUAUGUCUGGAUGUGGAAAUGGGGUUUCUACUUCUCUAGCUAUAUCCAAUGCUAUUACCAAUCUCUGUGCUACAAUUUUUGGGCAAAUUUGGAGAUUAGAACCUCUUCCUCUUGAGAAGAGAUUAAUGUGGCGAAGAGAAAUGGAAUGGCUUCUUUCUGUUAGUGAUCACAUUGUAGAGUUGAUACCAUCUUUGCAGACAUUUCCAGAUGGAAGCACUCUUGAGGUUAUGACCUCCAGGCCGCGGUCUGAUCUAUAUGUUAACCUCCCUGCUCUACGUAAAUUAGAUAAUAUGCUUCUCGAAAUAUUAGAUAGCUUCAAGAACACAGACUUCUGGUACGUUGACCAGGGGAUCAUGUCUCUAGAAGAAAACGGAUCAUCCUCAUUCCGGAAUCCCCUCCCCCGUCAGGAGGAGAAAUGGUGGCUGCCAGUGCCUAGAGUCCCCAUAGGUGGCCUCAGUGGGAAUGCAAGAAAACUGUUGCAGCACAGACGUGAUUGUACAAACCAAAUCCUCAAAGCUGCGAUGGCAAUCAACAGCAUUACUUUGGCUGAUAUGGAAGUUCCCGAGUCAUAUUUGGAAGCUCUUCCAAAGAAUGCCAAAGCCAGUUUGGGUGACCUUAUUUAUCGAUACAUCAAUUCAGAUCAAUUUUCUCCCGAGUGUUUGCUCGACUGCCUUGACUUGUCAUCAGAGCAUCAAGCUCUCGAGAUUGCUAACAGAGUGGAGGCGUCAAUUUAUGCCUGGCGUCGUCGAAGUAGCUCAAAACAUUUAAAUAGCACAAAUAAAUCCAAUCCAAAGUCAUCAUGGGAAAUUGUCAAGGAUCUGGUCAUUGAUGCAGACAAGAGAGAGCUGCUUUCAGAGAGAGCCGAAAGCCUGCUGCUUUGCUUGAGACAACGGUUUCCUGGUCUCUCUCAGACGACCUUAGACAUGAGUAAAAUUCAGUAUAACAAGGAUGUCGGCAAGGCCAUAUUGGAGAGCUACUCACGGGUAUUGGAGAGUUUGGCAUUCAACAUUGUGGCCCGCAUUGACGACCUAGUUUAUGUGGAUGACUUGACCAAGCAUUCGGAUCAACCUUUUUCUAUGUCGAAGGUCGGUAUGAUUGCUCAUAGGGGUGUUGUUAUCGUGCCUCCCUCAAAUACUCCAUACAAAACAGCUUUUACGACACCAAGCUUCUCACCUGCGCUGCGCCCUAGUCCUGCAACUGUCGAAAGAUCACCAAUUCUUGAAAACAAGCUUCCCCAUCGAGGGUUCGGUGUGAAAAAGGUUUUGACAGAUUAUUUGAGUAUCGAUGCGAAAGGGAAGGACUUGAACAAACAAAAUAUAAGAUCAGAUUCAUCUUCAAGUACAUACCAAGAGUCAUCGGCAUCUCAAUCGUUGGACUGUUCUGAUUUUCCCAGCGAGGUUAAGAGCCCCCUAACACACGAUUCCCCUCGCGAAGAAUGAACAAGAGACUCAGCUUUGAACAAAUUCCUCCAUACUGUUUUUGACUGAUAAGUAGUGUGUGUUUCAUCCUUGUAUCAAUACAUAUGUCCGAAUGGCAUUAGUUGCUUGUAAGUUCCCAUACAACUUCCCAAGGUGAGGCAUUCUCUGGUCGAACUGGCUCGACCAUCCCUCGAAUUUGGAAGGAUUAGCAUUUGUAUAGACAAUUGCCGAAUUUUUCAUGGUAUUGGCUCC